CAUCUUAGCAGUCACUGCUUACUCAGAGUCCUCUGUCAGAAACUCCGAAGCACGUCCUAAGCCAGAGUAUUACGCAAAAUUAGCAGCCCUAGAGCCGGUGCAGUUGUGACGUGUAACUGAAGGAGAAAAGAAACGGUUGUGUCCCUAUGCCUAUAAGGCCAAGCUUGGUAACUUGGUUCCUGGACUCGGACUUCUAGUGGGAGCUCCAGAGGCCGACAGGCAAGUGCUGGUUACUUGGCUGCGUGCGACUUUGUUAGAAGCGGGAGGUAUGUCUACCUCCGGUCUACCUCCGCCGUCGGGGAUGCCAGCUCUUGGGCCCGCCUUUAGAGGCUCCUCAGUGCUGAACGGCGUCACCUCGGACUCUACAGCGCAUCAUGACUCUAUCUGCGAUAGCGCAUCUUCUGCGUUAGGAAAUCCAUCAGCUUGCGAAGCCUCUUCGGCCUCGCCAACUUACAUCUGGGAUGUCGAUGGUGCGAACAACCUCGUAUCACCACUCCAUAUGGGGUCGAAGAAGAAAGGAGGUUUAUUCUCCGGUCUUAAAAAAAUGUUCCAGCCCCAGAAGGGUGACGGACGCUCUGCGACGGGCCAGGGUCAGCGCGACGUUGGUCGGCAAUUGGACACCUCAGUUGCCGCAUCAGAAGGAGGAGCCGGCUUCCUCGAUCCUUCAAUCACAAAAAUCGACCGCACUGUGAAGGGUCCCAUGGCUCUCAAGACCCAGACCAGCCGUGACCUAUCCCUCGCAGCACUCCUGACCUCCCCAAUUCGAGGACCCCUUCCUCCCGCCUCCCCCGGCGGCCUCAACAGCCCCAUGCCCCCCAUGCGCCUGGAGCACGCCCACUCCGGCUCCCUGCCUCCUGACGGCGACACCACGCCCUUCACCACCAGCAGCGAGCAGCGCCUCUUCCCCAGCUGCCUGCGCAACACCAGCAGCCGCGCGCUGCCGGGCCCCUCCGGCGAGGGCUCCGCGCACGCCGGCACCCUGGUGGGCCGCUACGCCAGCUCCUCCGCCGGGCAGCAGCUCAGCAGCAGCCUCGUCAGCAGCUCCUCCCUGCAGCUGCCCGCGGCACCGCGCAUGCAGAGCCAGGCAUCCAUCCAAAAGAGCUACAGCACCGCCCUACCCGCCCACCUCACCUCCAGCAACGGUGCUGGCAGCGGCGCCUCCAACGGCGGCUCUCCCAACCCGCCGCUGGGCCGCGGUGACAGCGCCGAGGACUACCAACAGCAGCAACAGCAGCAGCAGCUCCUGCGCGGCAGCAGCAGCAACAACAGCAUCAGCGCAGGCCGCCUGGCGCUGCCGUACCUGGCGUCGCAGAAGCACCGGGACGCCUCCUUGUCGUCCCCCGGGCGGAUCCGCAGCUCGCAGAUGCCUGAGGAGGAGCCCGAGCCGCCAGCUCCGGAGCCGGAUGAGGCUGCAGGGGAGGAGGAGGACGAUGUGCCUGGCAGCAUUCUGCUGGGAAUGAACCCCGCGGUGCCUGCUGCCAUGCGGCGGCGGCGGUGGUCGCUGGACGAUUUCCAGGUUGUGAAGCGCAUGUACAAGGGCCAGACCUCGGCUGUGUACCGGGCCACCUGCAUGCGGUCGGGGAUCACCGUGGCACUCAAGGUCUACUUCCUCAGCCGUGUUCCGAUCAACGUGGUGCACAUGAUCCGCCGCGAGAUCGAGCUGCAUGUGCCGCUCACGCACCGCAACAUCGUCAUGCUGUACGCGGCGUUCCAGGAUGAGAAGCACAUCGUGUUGGUGGAGGAGUUCGCGGCGCGGGGCGACCUGUUCGGCAUCCACCGCAGCAUGAACUGCCGCCUCACGGAAACACAGACCUCGGAGCUCAUCCUCGCCCCCUUCCUGGACGCACUCGCCUACCUGCAUGCGCGGGGCAUCAUGCACCGGGACAUCAAGCCGGAGAACAUCUUGUUCACGCAGGAGUGGACGCUGAAGAUUGCGGACUUUGGGGUGAGCAUCAACGUGCACGAGGAGCGGGCGGUCACACGCACCGGCACAGCACUACCUUCCGCUGCGUUGGCGUUGGCGUGUCUUCCACGCACAGCGGACUACAUGGCUCCCGAGGUUGAGCGCUGCCCGCUGAAGCACGCGCCCGAGGACAACAAGGACAACCCCAAUCUCGCGUACACACCCGCAAUAGACAUCUGGAGUGUGGGUGUGCUCGCCUACGAGAUGCUGGUCGGCUUCCCGCCCUUCGUCUCCAACUCUGCCCAAAACGGCGGCCAGCACCCCCACCCCCACCACGAGGAGGGCGGCGGCCGGCCGGGUGCGGGAGUGGCUGCCUUCAUGGCUGAGCAGGCCACCCGCAAGAGCCUGCGCUUCCCCGCCUCCGUGUCGGCGGCCGCCAAGGACUUCAUCAUGGCCACCCUGGCGGAGAACCCGGGGGACAGGCCCACGGCGCAGCAGCUGCUGAAGCACCCCUGGCUGUUCAAAGUGGCGCGGAGGCCCAGCAUCAGCACCUCCCGCUUCUCCAACCCCAACGCGGCCAUUGGAGCGUACUGAGCCCAGCCAUCAUGUACGACAUGUACGACACAUGCAUGUACGGUCGCAUGCACGAUCGCAUGUGUAUCCCUCACGCCCUACCUAGGUGGGCCGUGUGGCUGAGGGUAAGCGGCUGCUGCUGCUGCUGCUGCUUCGGGGCUUGUGCCCCACUACUAUGCGACCCACUGAGGAAUGCAAACUGCCGCGCCACAGCCGCCUUUCUCUUGCCCUUCGAUGGACUGUUCCUCGACCCACAUGCGGACGAGGUAGAUUGCGGCUCGGUCAUAUUGAGGACGUUCGUUCGCCAAUGUUCGUUGGCCUAUUGGUGGCGUGGGCCGUCCUGUGGCCGCGCGGGUACAGUGCCAUUACUGAGCUCUUUUGGAUGUUUAUUUGGGGGCGCUGCUGAGGGCGUUGGGGAGGUGUUGUUGUUGGGAAUGUUGAGUGCGCUGCUUGGAAAACGCACGAGGACUGUGAGGGUUGUUGCCAUUUCCUUACCUCCACCGCUAGCCCCGGGUUGUCUGCCUGGUAACUCGCUUGCUGGUCUUUUUGCUUUGGCGCCUGGCUGCUUUGCAAAACCCUUGCGUCUGCGGUGAGCUUAUGAAAGCGUUGGAAAUGUAUUACGUGUACUUGCAGAGGUUUCUUUGCUUACAUGACUCUUUGAAGUUGCACGCUGUUGCGCCGAUUUGGCGUCAGAAUAAAACAUUGUGAAAUGCGACAAGAGAGUGUGUGUGCGCUUGUCGGUGCAUGACCGGUAUGCAACGCUGCAUUCCAACUCGUUUUGGAAGCUUGGUGUUGGAUGACGAAUGAGGUCCACUACACGACUUACGAGACGGCAGGUUGGCAGCAAGACGUGAGUCUAGCCGGCUACACGUCGGGAUCAACUCCGCAGGCCCUCUGCUUAUCUUCUGCAGGUGUGAAGGUGUGAAGAUGGUGGUGGCUGUGGUGAUGUAGCUGUGAUGUUGGUGGUGUGGGUGCGGGUGGGCGUGGGUGUGAAGCGACACUCAGCUUCCUGCAGUGUGGGCUGCGGCCCACGAGGCGAUCAGUGUUGCCCCCGCGGCAAGGUGCUGCAGGCGCCGUGACAUUAACAACUGCAAAGCCGCGGGAGCAAAAGUCGUUGUUGGCAUUUAUUUGGGGGUGUGAGUGAGCUAAAUAGUGCAUUUAAACCUUCCUGCGCGAGGGCUGUGAGCUCGGUACGUGGGGCGGCGUCUGUUUGUUUGAUGCUAUCAUGGAUGGAGGCGCGUCUGCUUGGUGUGGGUGCGGACCCCUGCCCUGGUGGUGUGUUGGCGUGAAGAACCGUGCAGGAAAAGAUGAACUCAAAAGUUUGUGCGAUCUUGCAUAUAGCGUGGUCACUUGUCCUCGCGAGUGGAAUGUUGGCGCCGAGAUGCGCGGGAAGCGCACGGUGUAUGUCCGGUUGGCCGGAUUGGUGGUGGUGGUGGUGGUGGUGGUGGUCUGGAGGCUAGUGGCCGUCGGCUUCUUGAGGCUUGAUGUGCAAGGGCAGGUAUGGCUCUCGGCCAUCUGUUCUAGGCGGUGCAGGGACCGGUGGCGGGUGGUGGUUGUGUGUAGAUUGAGCUUGUGGGCUUUUGCUUUAAUGUGCGCGAUGUUGACGGUGCGGGCCGGAAGUUAGUUGCUGAGUUGGGAGGUAGCGCUUUCGUUCUUAUCCAUGCAGCCAUGGCCGACAUACCGGGUAUGCGUUUUGCCCGACCUUUCUCGUGGUGUGGGGCUGUGGGCCCUACCUGCCUACCUGCCUGUUACGUGGGAGGCAGCCUUCGUGUCACCACCGAGUGCUGUGAGGCUCGAGGUGAAGGGGCGAGUGUUAAUGAACGACCGUUGCAGUGGUUUCUAGACAUGGGAACACGGGUGAUGUGUUUGCGAUAACGGAAUGAGUUGUGACGGGUGAGAAGCCGGGGGUGUUGCAGGUGGUAGUGCACAGAUGCUUUUGAUGGACGCCACAAGGGUUCACCCUUCUUCCUUUGACAUCUUGGCUUCAAGGCUGCAUUGCCGCCUGUGAGUGUGCCCCUUGCAGUUGUGUUGCUGUUGCUGGGAUGACGGUGGGUGGGUGUUUGGGAGAGAACAGAGAGAUAACGUGAUGCGGUGGGUGCGUGGGGGUUCGCGAACAGUUGAGUAAUCUUCGCAGUAUUGUUGCUCCUGCUGCGCCUCUGUUGAUGGUUGGGUGGGGAGGCGUCGCUGAGCUCUUCGCAUUCACGGUGGAAUUGCGGUUGCGGCAUAUAUAUCUCGUUUGAGUAAAUCUAUUGGCUGCCCUAUCUAUAUACCGGUAUGCGCUGUGUACGGGGAGUCUUGUGCUAGUUGGAUUGCCAGAGGUGAAGGUUGCGGGCUUGGGUAUCGGGUAUUAUGGAAGCAUGCAUCACGGCACGCCGGCUUUCUAUCCUUAUGGUGGAGGAAAUGUACAACAAACCCAACAAGGAAAUGUGCUUGUCGAGCCAAUAAGUAAAGGGCAUUGAACAUUUCAACCGGCGCCCUUUCCUUGAUUGCCCUUGUAAGAUAAUCGGUGCGCUGCACUGCUGCACUUCAUGUUGCAAGUAGGACUCAGGCCCCGGCGGAGAGCCAGGGAGGGCCGGGGGUGGCGGGUAUUGAAAGCCAAC
Molecule: messenger RNA, 5076 nt
Organism: Astrephomene gubernaculifera
Lineage: Eukaryota; Viridiplantae; Chlorophyta; Chlorophyceae; Chlamydomonadales; Astrephomenaceae
Source: the annotation of a GenBank genome assembly